Molecule: messenger RNA, 684 nt
Organism: Cylicocyclus nassatus
Lineage: Eukaryota; Metazoa; Nematoda; Chromadorea; Rhabditida; Strongylidae
Source: the annotation of a GenBank genome assembly
AUGAUGAUGAAUGUGAUUGAAUUGCGACAAAACCGGUGGAUCCCUCGAAAAGGAGUCGAUCAGGGACCUAAGAAGAUCACUGAGAUUCACAAUGAAAUCAAGCGUGAGCAAAUGGAGAAUCAAAUGCAAAGGGAUCAGGGUGAUAACUCAUUAGGAGCCAACAGGAAAACAUGGCACCAAGGGGCUGGCGGUGGUACUAUCACAACGGAAACCACAAAAGUGGCUGGCAAAAAGGCGCUAGAGAUGAAGCCAACGAAAGAACUCCAGAGAUGUUACCGACGAAAGAGCUGCAUCGUUGGCAGCAGCAAAGACGAUUUGUUCUGGAAAACCCGAGUCUACGGCGAAACUGACUCGGAGGAGGUGAAAGCUGCUCUCGAAGAAAAGUAUCAGAAAAUUGGUAAGGAGGUCGGCGCGAUUUUGGAGAGCUAUGAUGAAGGCGAUUUGAAUAUUCAUGAAUGCGUCCAAGAAAUAUUCGAAAUAGCUUCUUCCGAGAAGUUUGGAUGCCCGAAUAUCAAUGAAAUUUUCUUUGAUUUACGGAAUAUGCUGUCGAAAAGUUUUUCCGUCCAACUCAGUACGAUAGAACGUACAUAUAAUCAAGAAACAAGAAGUCAUCGGAAGAGAAAGCCCCCUUUCUACGAACGCCAGCUUUCCACAAUAACUGCAAAGAUCACCAAAGAAGGAUGA